AUGAGUGAACGUGGGGGACGGCCAUGUUCUCCCAGGAAUUUUGGGCACGGGUCCUUGGUGUGUGAAUGUGGUGCCAAUUACUGUGACACGUUGGAGCCCGUCUCUCUCCCAGCUUUGGGGUCUUUUGUCAAGUACGAAAGCAAUAAAGCCGGGCACCGUUUGGAGCGCAGUGAAGGGCCUCUUCUGGAUAAUCCUCCCAAGAAAGACGACCUGGUUCUGCAACUCAAGGUGUUCCAGAAAUAUCAAAAAAUCAAGGGCUUUGGCGGGGCUCUCACGGAUUCGGCUGCCAUUAAUAUCCUGGCCUUGUCCGCAAAGAGUCAAAAAAACCUGCUCAAAUCUUAUUUCUCCACUGAAGGGAUCGAAUAUACCUUGGUCCGCGUGCCCAUGGCGAGCUGCGAUUUCUCAGUGAGGCUCUACACAUACGCAGACGUGGAGGACGAUUUUGAGCUGAACAACUUCAGUCUAACUGAGGAAGAUAUCAAAAUGAAGAUCCCCAUCCUUCAACAAGCCCAAGCAGUGGCUCCCCGUCCUCUCUCCCUCUAUGCCAGUCCCUGGACGUCUCCAGUGUGGAUGAAGACCAACGGAGCCAUGACUGGUCGAGGCACCCUCAAGGGGAAACCAGGGGACAGAUAUCACAAGACCUGGGCCAACUAUUUUAUCAGGUUCCUCGAUGAAUACGCCAAGUAUAACUUGACUUUCUGGGCUGUGACUGCUGGGAACGAACCCACGGCGGGGGACCUUGUCUUCUACCCCUUCCAAUGCCUUGGCUUCUCCCCUGAGCACCAGCGGGACUUCAUUGCGCAAGAUUUGGGCCCUGCUUUAGCCAACAGUACAUACAAGGGCAUCGAGUUGAUCAUUCUGGAUGACCAAAGGGUGAUGCUUCCUUAUUGGGCUGAAGUGGUUCUCAAAGACCCCGAGGCUGCCCAAUACAUCAACGGGAUCGGAAUCCACUGGUAUCUCGAUUUCUUGGCACCUAUUGAUCUGACACUCUCCAUCACCCACCACCUCUUCCCGAAAUAUUAUCUCAUCUCCACAGAGGCCUCUACCGGGUCCUAUUUUUGGGAGCCUCGUGUGGUCCUGGGUGGCUGGGAUCGUGGCAGCAAGUACAGUCACAGCAUCCUUACGAACCUCAACAACUACGUCACAGGAUGGACGGACUGGAACCUCGUUUUGGAUAUGCAAGGGGGACCCAACUGGAGUAAGAAUUACGUGGACAGCCCCGUGAUCGUAGACAAAGACAAAGACGUCUUCUACAAGCAGCCCAUGUUCUACCAUAUGGCCCAUUUCAGCAAGUUCCUCCCCGAGGGAACUCAACGCAUUGAAAUCCAGAAAAACAGUUGGAGUAAUUUGGAAUUCUCCGCAUUUCUCCGUCCAGACGGCUCGGCGGCGGUAGUGGUCUUGAACAGAGCCUCCAAGGAUAUCCCCUUUGGGAUCUCCGAUCCCGGCGUGGGCUACGUUGAGGCUGUAGCGACCGCUGACUCCAUCCAGACUUACCUUUGGCAGCGCCCCACGGAAGACCAGGAAGCCUCCAGCUUGGGGGCCAAGCACCCAGAGGCCCUUAUCAGGAAUUAA
Molecule: messenger RNA, 1572 nt
Organism: Python bivittatus (Burmese python)
Lineage: Eukaryota; Metazoa; Chordata; Lepidosauria; Squamata; Pythonidae
Source: RefSeq, a predicted model, not a curated record